This is a messenger RNA of Beta vulgaris subsp. vulgaris (sugar beet), 519 nucleotides long. Its product is annotated as small acidic protein 1. The transcript has a single exon. The coding region runs from base 139 to 330 and encodes 63 amino acids. The record is from RefSeq and is a predicted model, not a curated record. Lineage: Eukaryota; Viridiplantae; Streptophyta; Magnoliopsida; Caryophyllales; Amaranthaceae.
UAGAAACUCUCGAAGUAUAUAGAGACGGAGGGAGUAUGACUAACGAGUAGAAACUAGAAAGCCGACAAGGAAGAGAGAAAUCAAUCGUCCUCAAAUAAAGGAAAUACUUAGUGUUGGAAUUGAAGAGAAGAGAGGAAGAUGAAGCAAGUGCCAGCUGAAUACUUGGCGGAGAUGGAGGAGCAUGGGUCGACAAUGGCGAUGGAUGUUGACGACGUUGACCCUCUCGAGGUUUUCGGCGAAGGAUUAAUGACUCCUGACAACAACAAGCUCGCUGAUGCUGAUUUCUUCAACUCUUUCCCCGAUGAUUUUGACGACGACGAUAUCAAUUAAUCCUUUUUUCCUUUCUCUCUCCUAGGGUUUUGUCAAAUCAACUCUCUAAUGUCUUUCUUUCAACUUCUAAUUACCAAUUACUAGUUUCAUUUUGCCUCUCUCCUUUGUUCAUUCAAUAUGAUAGUAGUUGCUUGGACAAUUUAUGGAUAAUUAAAUGAUAUAUAUAUAUACUAUGAACUUUUUCUGCUA